AUGAAUAAUCUAUUUGAUAAUACAGAUAAAUUAGUUAAAUGGAAUCGAAAUAUAUCGAAAGAAUUACAAAUUAAAAAUGUACUUAAUCCAUUUACUCGAAUGUUUAUUGAUGAACAACUUGCAAAAGAUCUUGGAAUUAUUUUUAAUGGUUAUUAUCGAAAUUGCUAUGGUGGAUUAAUCCCACUUCAUAUUGCAGCAAAUAAAGGUUUUAUUCAAUAUUCAACAAAUGAUAAAAUUGAAAUUGAAUAUCGUUCAAAACAAUAUCCAAUUAUAACAAAUUUAAUUAUUCAUCAAGUUUAUGAUAAUAAACAUCAAUGUAUGAUUUCAUGUCAACAAGCAAUUGAUAAUGGUUAUUUAAAUUUAGAAUUAUUAUUAUAUUUAUCAAUGAAAAUACAUGAAGCAUUUUUACAUGGUUUUAUUAUUGGUGAAUUACGAACAAAUACAAUUAAAUCAAAAUCAAUUAAUUAUAUUAAUGAAAAUGAAAAUUUUGAAUAUGAUUAUUUAUAUUCAUCAUUAACAAAUAUUAUAAAUAAUUUAAGUGAAUUUCGUAAUACAAUAAAUAUUAUUGAUGAAUGUGAAUUAACAUCAGAUGGAUUUAUACGACAUAAAAUAACAAAUAAAUCUUAUUUAUUAACACAAGCUAUUGAACUUGAUCUUGUUUCAAUUAAAGAUAUUUCUUUAAAAACUCAAAUGGAUAAUUCGAUAAAUUAUUCGACAAUGGUCAAUGAUACGACAUUAUGCAAUAAGGAUAUAAGUUGUACUAAUAAUGAAACUAUUCCGUAUUUUUCGGAUACAUUUAUUUUGGAUUUAUUAACAACAAAUAAUAAUUCAAUAGAUGAAUCACAACAAGAUGAAAUGCAUUCAACAAAUAUAAAAAGAUUUUUAUCAAUAAUGAAUACUUGUUGA
Messenger RNA from Rotaria sordida, 906 nucleotides. NCBI's taxonomy places the organism in Eukaryota, Metazoa, Rotifera, Eurotatoria, Philodinida, Philodinidae. The record is from the annotation of a GenBank genome assembly.